This is a messenger RNA of Juglans microcarpa x Juglans regia, 1018 nucleotides long. Its product is annotated as stemmadenine O-acetyltransferase-like. Lineage: Eukaryota; Viridiplantae; Streptophyta; Magnoliopsida; Fagales; Juglandaceae. The record is from RefSeq and is a predicted model, not a curated record.
GCCGAUAAGCCUUAUUCUAAGUCUUUUGACUUUUCAGAAGAUUUUCUACCUACACUCGAUCGAGAAAAUGAAGGCUUUACUUAUCCAAAUUAUCUCCGAGGAGAGCAUGAAGCCCUCUUCUCCAACUCCACCCCACCUCCGCCAUUACCAGCUCUCCUUUCUCGAUCAAAUUGCACCCCCAGUUUUUAUGCCUUUGGUUCUCUUCUUCCUUAUUUUAGAAGCCCAUAAGAGUCUGACCAACUUGCGCAAACUGCAGCUUAAGAAAUCCUUGUCCGAGAUUUUAACCCGAUUCUACCCACUAGCAGGACGGGUUAAGGACAAUCUCUGUAUUGAUUGCAACGACGAGGGUGUCCACUAUGUUGAAGCCAAAGCCAACUGCCAACUUGUUGAAUUUCUGGAGGAUCCAGUUCCAGCUGAGCUCAACAAGUUUCUACCUCUAGCGCUGGACGAUGUCAAGGAUUUAGCUGCAGUCGUUCAAGUCACCUCGUUCAACUGCGGUGGGAUUGCUAUCCGUCUUGGCAUGUCCCACAAGGUUGCGGACGCCUUGUCAUUUUUCACGUCUCUCAACAGUGGGAACAUAAGUCGGGUGGCGAUCUCUGUACCGUCUAUGGAUACCGAUCAUCCUGGCGAGGGUCAUGGCAUCGUUAACCAAGUUAGGGAGUCUAUAAGGAAAGUGAACGUGGAUUCCGUGAAGGAACUCGAGAAUGAGGGGCACUUGAACUUCAUCAAAGAGCGAGCCGCAAGAAUAACGAAAGGAGAGGUGGAAUCAUUCAGCUUCACCAGCUUGUGCAGGUUUCCUAUAUAUGAAGCUGACUUUGGGUGGGAGCCGGUCUGGGUUGGCUUUGCAAGGUUGACGUUCAAGAAUCUGGUCACUUUUGACACCAAGUCAGGGAAUGGAAUAGAGGCUUGGAUUAACCUGAAGGGGGAGGACAUGGCUAGAUUUGAAUGGGAUGAGGAGCUCCUCGCGCAUGUAAUCUCCCUGGCCUCGAGGCCGAACGAGAAAAUUUCUGCAUUCUAG